This is a messenger RNA of Durusdinium trenchii, 1107 nucleotides long. Lineage: Eukaryota; Dinophyceae; Suessiales; Symbiodiniaceae. The record is from the annotation of a GenBank genome assembly.
AUGCUGCAGCUAUGGCAGGUGAGGCUCUUUUUAUUCAGUGAAGCCUUUAAUUCUCUUCAGGUGGUGAGUCUGGAAGUGUCUCAUGUGCAGCUGAAGCCAGUGUCUGUGGGAGUGUCCGGGGUGGUCAUGCAAGGUGCCGAGGUCUCAGCGACGGCGAAGCCCUUCUUCGUGCUUCCGCAACGUCUCAGUGAAGAUCUCCUGGUGAGUGCGUUGGAAGAGGCGCAACGACUUCAGAUGGACGACCACGAGGAUGAGGCCGAUUGGCUGCCGGCCUAUGAGACGUACGUCAUGGAGAAGGCGACCAUGGAUACAUUGGACCAAGGGCUUCGAUCCGCAGUGAUCGCGCUGGAACAGGCGGCCUUGCCCUUAGUCCAAAAGGCCUACGACUGUCCAACCUGUGUCUCGUGCACGGGCUUCGUCCGCAGGUAUUUGCCGCAAGAACGCAUGCGUGUUCCCCCCCACUUCGACAUCACCGCCUAUGCGACCAUCAUUUUGCCACUGAGCCCCCCUCAGAACUACACCGGCGGCUUUUUCGUGCAACCCACCGCGCAUGUGGAUUCGCGGCGCUUUGUGCCUUUGGGCCUGGGAGAUCUUGUGGUCCAUGAUUUCACGCUCAAUCACGGCAUCGAGGUCCUCCAUGGCGGUCGCUACAGUUUGAUCCUCUGGAUCUCCGAGACGUUGGAGGCCUGUCACGGCAGUCACACCCCGUGGCAUGCGCAGCGCGCGCGCGACGGCGACGCGGUGGCGCAGCAUUUGUUGGGCAUGAUGUUCAGCCACGGCAACGGCGCGCCUCAGGACGACCUGCGGGCGUUGGAGUGGACCUUAUUGGCUGCGACGAACGGCUUGGCCAACGCUCAAUUCAGCGCUGGCACCAUGUAUUUCGAAGGGAAAGGGGCUCCCGAGGACUACAAUCGGUCCUUCUACUGGUACGAAAAGGCCGCGGAGCAAGGUGAUGCUUCCGCGCAGAUCAUUGUGGCACGGAUGUAUUGGGAAGGCUUGGGAAGUCCAGCAGAUUCAGAGCUUGCUGCGUACUGGUACCGCUUGGGAUCGUUACAGGCUGCCAAAGGGGUUGCACUCUCUGGACCCCAGUGGCUCCUUUAUUCCUAG